Messenger RNA from Punctularia strigosozonata HHB-11173 SS5, 477 nucleotides. RefSeq lists its product as uncharacterized. The transcript has a single exon. NCBI's taxonomy places the organism in Eukaryota, Fungi, Basidiomycota, Agaricomycetes, Corticiales, Punctulariaceae. The annotation marks the transcript as partial. The record is from RefSeq and is a predicted model, not a curated record.
AUGACGCGUUUAGAGGGGGCUUGUGCCGAGGGCGCCCGAUUCAACAGCUCGAAAAGAUGCCUCCCCGGGACCCGUGAACGGAUUCUGCAGAUUAUUAUCGACUGGAUCAACGAUCCGGACGAUACUCGCCGCAUGCUUUUGCUCGCUGGUCCAGCGGGAACGGGCAAGUCGGCAAUCGCUCACACGAUAGCUGCCAUGUUCCAUGAGAUCCGUCGCCUGGGAUCCUCCUAUUGCUUUGACAGGUCCAAGGAAAAACUUACGCGUGCUACUCCCGUUAUCCCUACCAUCGCCCGCGAUCUGUCCGAACGCGACCCUCAGAUGAGAUACACGCUUUCGAACGCCAUCGCUCAAGACUCCGCUCUGAUCACUUCCGAUGACCUCCUCGAACAGUUCCGACGCUUGAUCGUCGAACCGGCAGAUCAGCUCGCGAUCUCAGGUCCAAUCGUGAUCGUCAUCGACGCUCUAGACGAAUGUGAC